ACCCUCCCCCACUCUGCCGAAAUUGCAAGUCUAAACCCUAAAUGCUUGUAGAGCGACGAAGCCAGUUUUCAAAUGGCGGAUUACCUACCCGAACAUCUGAUAGUUCAAAUCCUGCAGAGGUUGCCGAUCAAAUCCCUAAUCCGCUUCACCUCCGUUUCGAAACGCUGGCGUCUCAUCAUAUUGUCGGACCCAAAUUUCGCCAAAUCCCAAUUCCAGCAAUCCCGGAGUCGCAGAGUCCUCUGCCUCGACCGCAAAGAAUCUGAGUUCGAUUCCCGGGACAUGGAGUCGCCGUGGUCCACUGGAGAAAGCUCUACUGACAGAAAGCUCAGCUGCCCAUUCAAGCAGCCGGGCUAUAAUCUCAACGCACUCUUCUCCUGCAAUGGUUUAGUAUGUGCAGCUCUGUCUGAUCGAAACUGGACCGAUUUGAACAUCUAUCUCUGGAACCCAUCAACUCAGUUCUUCAAAAAACUACCCGGUGCUCCCUUACGAUUUCCAUUUACACGCUGUUAUGGUUUUGGCUACUUGUCAGCCACUGGCGACUACAGAGUUCUCAUAGGCAACUUCUGCACAUUGAACAAUAACCACCACAUCUUCUCAUCGAACACUAACAGUUGGAAAAGUAUCCAAUCCCCUUUACCUGUCCAAAGAGACGAUCAGUGGAUUCUUUCAAAUGAGGCACUUCAUUCGGUUGAGAAGGAGAUACUUGCUUUCGAUUUAAACCAUGAUAAGUUUCAAACAAUGCCGCUGCCUGACCCGGAACCGGGUCAGUAUAUCAGAGAGCUAGGGGACUUUAGAGGCUGCCUGUGUGCAUUUGAUUAUAAGAAUCAAUGUAUUGGCUUUAUUGAUUUGUGGGUCAUGAAAGAAUAUAACGUGGGUGAGUCCUGGACUAAGUUCUUUACCUUAAAGAUUUUUGAUCUGCAGCCUAUGGUUGUACGUUAUUUAAGGCCGAUCAUGGUUAUGGAAACUAGUACAAUUCUGGAGAUAGAGCUUUCUAAUGAUCGUAGGCUUAUUGAUACUGAGUUCAAGUUGAUAAAGAGUUGUCAUAAGGAAGAGAAGUUUGAAACACAUAAGAUUAGCAGGAAGAUGUAUGCCAAAAUGAUUGGAUAUGAAGAGAGUCUACUUUGGCUUGGUUAGUCAUUCUCAUUUUCAACUCCUAUUUUCUUCUUUCAUUCAAAUUGUUUCAGUUCACAUGAGUAACUAAUCUGAGUCACUCUCAUGAUAAUAUCAUAUAUGUUCACCGUAUCAUUUACUUUUUUGAGGUUUAGUUUCAGACUUAAGCAACUGUAAAGGCAUCUCUAAACUUUGAUAUAUAUCUUCAUGCAUAAAUCUGUGUUUGUGUUUGCUAUAAACAGCCUAGACAGAGCAAAGGCUAUUGCGUUAUUUAAAACAGAGAAAGGACACACCAUAAUGACUUGCUUAUAGUUUGUGAUAGUGGGCUUCCCUACCAGGCUGCCACAUUUGGUUGCCGUGAUGCAAUAUAAUGGAGACUGCACACCAUGUUUCAUCAUUUUUUUGUUUUAUAGUCCAGGUUUUGCAUAACCAGUCAAUAUGUAAUACAUGCAAAAAGAUGGCAUUUGGUUAUAGAUUUCCUUCCAUCUCUUUCUUAUUAUGUAUUUGCGAAUUGGAUAUGUAAUACAUGUAAAAAGGUAUCAGGAAGUUUUUCUGUGACUGUAAAUUGCUCUGUUUGCGGUUCAGGAGUCCAUAACAACAGGAACUGCCCUAUGGAACUAGCCAAGAAGGCUAGGAAUGCUUCAGAAGCUGAGAAUAAUGGAGAACAAGGCAGAAUGAAUAGUGUCAAUGUGGCUAACCAAGGGUCAAAUCCUGUCAAUGUGUGUGUUCAAAACCAUGGCAGCAGCUCUGUUGAUGUCCAACUGCAAACAAAACAGGCAACUGUAAAGGAGCAGACAUAAGCUCUUGUUUAAUGAAGAUUGGUAAUUGUGUGUAUUUGCUUUCUGGUCAGCAGAGCACCAAAGAGAUCAAGAAAGGUUUGAGAGUCAUCUUCUGCAGCUCAAACAUCACAAACUGCUCAAGCAACCUCCCAAAUUGUUCUGUCAUCAUCCCAAAGCCCCUGUAUCUGCCUCACAGCCAACUUAAUCAUCACGGAACAGUGUCUCCCAACUCCAGAUUAGACCCAGUCCCCAGUUGGUCAAGAAGGUCCAACAUUGGCAAGAAAGUGUAACAAGACACCAGAGAAACCAAUUGGACCAAAACAACCAAGCAAGGCAAUAUCUGAUCUCCAAAAGCAGCCUAAAAGAGACUUCAGAAAGCCAUCAUGGAAAUUGCGAUUUGAAUACCAAAUAGGAAAUGUCCCUUCUGUUGUGGUCAGUAUGAUGUUUUUUUUGCGCAUCUUAGUACUCUACAUUUUAUAUUUGAAUUUGUUAUGGGAUAUGUUUGAAUACCAAAUGGGAACAGACUUGGAUAGUUGGAACAGACUUCAUACGGAUGCCCAACUAUGUAGAACUCAGUUAUUAUUGCACUUUUGGCAUUUGUUUUCCGUUGAUAAAGAGUUGUCAUAAGGAAGAGAAGUUUGAAACACUUGGGGUUAGCAGGAAGAUGUAUGGCACCAUGAUUGGAUAUGAAGAGAGUCUACUUUGGCUUGGUUAGUCAUUCCUCAUUUUCAACUCCUAUUUUCUUCCAUCAUUCAAAUUGUUUCAGUUCACGUUCAUUAGUAACUAAUCUGAGUAACUCUCAUGAUAAUACCACAUAUGUUCACCGUACCAUUUGCUUUUUCUAGGUUUUGUUUGCGACUGUAAAGGCAUCUCUAAACUUUGAUAUUCAUGCAUAAAUAUGUGUUUGUGUUUGCUAUAAACCACCUAAACAGUGCAAAGGCCAUGGCGUUAUUUAAAACACAGAAAGGACAUACCAUAAUGACUUGCUUAUAGUUUGUGACGGUGGCCUUCCCUACCAGGCUGCCACAUUCGGUUGCCAUGAUGUAAUAUAAUGGAGAUUGCACACUGUGUUUCGUCAUUUUUCUGUUUUAUAAUCCAGGUUUUGCAUAACCAGUAAAUAUGUAGUACAUGCAAAAAGAUGGCAUUUGGUUAUUGAUUUCCUUCCAACUCUUUUUUUAAUUUUGUAUUUGCGAAUUGGAUGUGUAAUACAUGUAGAAAGGUGUCGAGAAGUCAUUAUGUGAUGGGUAACUUGCUCUAUUAGUGGCUCAGGAGACCAUAACAGCACCUGCUCCAUUCAACAAGCCAAGAAGGUUAGGAAUGCUUCAGAAGCUGGGGGGCAGAAUAAUGGAGAACAAGGCAGAAUGAAUGUCAAUGUGGAUAACCAAGGGUCAAAUCCUGUCAAUGUGUGUGUUCAAAACCAUGGCAGCAGCUCUGUUGAUGUCCAACUGCAAACAAAACAAGCAACGGGCAGCAGAGCACCAAAGAGAUCAAGAAAGGUUUGAGAGUCAUCUUCUGCUGCUCAAACACACAAACUGCUCAAGCAACCACCCAAAUUGUUCUGUCAACAUCCCAAAGCCCUUGCAUCUGCCUCACAGCCAACUCAAUCAUCACGGUCUCCCAGCUCCUGAUUAGACCCAGUCCCUGGUUGGUCAAGGAGGUCCAACACUGGCAAGAAAGUGGAACAAGACACCAGAGAAACCAAUUGGACCAAAACUACCAAGCGAGGCAAUAUCUGAUCUCCAAAAGCAGCCUAAAAGAGUCUUCAGAAAGCCAUCAUGGAAAUUGCGAUUUGAAUACCAAAUAGGAAAUUUCCCUUGGGUUCCGUUGUGGUCAGUAUGAUGUUUUUUUUUUGCGCAUCUUAGUACUCUACGUUUUAUAUUUGAAUUUGUUAUGGGAUAUGUUUGAAUACCAAAUGCGAACAGACUUGGAUAGUUGGAUCAGACUUCAUAUGGAUGCCCAAUUAUGUAGGACUCAGUUAUUAUUGCACUUUUGGCAUUUGUUUUCCG
Rosa chinensis is the source of this 3895-nucleotide messenger RNA. RefSeq names its product F-box protein At3g07870. The record is from RefSeq and is a predicted model, not a curated record. Gene Ontology annotation, molecular function: protein binding. The transcript has 6 exons. NCBI's taxonomy places the organism in Eukaryota, Viridiplantae, Streptophyta, Magnoliopsida, Rosales, Rosaceae. The coding region runs from base 73 to 1134 and encodes 353 amino acids.